Zootermopsis nevadensis is the source of this 2901-nucleotide messenger RNA. RefSeq names its product lethal (2) giant discs 1 (gene l(2)gd1). Lineage: Eukaryota; Metazoa; Arthropoda; Insecta; Blattodea; Termopsidae. Gene Ontology annotation, molecular function: DNA-binding transcription repressor activity, RNA polymerase II-specific. The record is from RefSeq and is a predicted model, not a curated record.
UUGGCGACCAUGUUGUAGUUGAAUUAGUAAUGGAUACUGUUUGAGUUGCUUGCGUAUGAGUUAUACAGGAAACUUUGUUGCUACUGAUUAAUAUUAGGUAUUUCACAAUGUUUGGCCGUAGGAAAGAGGAAAAACGCCGUAUGAAUGACGGACGUGGGUUGUCACAGUUUGGACUGUUGGAUGUACCAAAUCUAAAUGAUUUUGGAAAUAUUGAAGUGAUGGGAGGAGUGGAUGAUUAUGAAGAUGAUGAUCUUGAGGCUGAGUUGAUGGCUUUGACUUCAGGAAAAUCUCCUACCAGGCCAAAACGAGUUCGUCCAACUCCUGUAAAUAUGGAUGUGAUGGUGUCAGAAUGUAUGCGGGAUAUCCCUACAGAUGAAGAAUUAUCAGAAGAUGAGAAUGAUUCUUAUUUGUUGGAUGAGCUCAGUGCUUUAAGUAAGGAUGAAGUGGAGGAGCCUGUGCCCCAUCAUGUAGCUGAAGGCUUAUCAGUUGGCCCUGGUAACAUGGAACUUUCCUUAGUGGCCAUGCUUGAAGAGAGACUCAAAAUGUACCAGGAAGCUGAAGGCAGUGCAAAGGCUGCUGGUGAGACUUCCAGGGCAAGAAGGUUUGGUCGUGGUAUCAAGACACUCAAUGACCUUCUAAAACAAGCCCUUUCAGGAAAAGCAGUCAGUGAGGAAGAGAUACCUCCUCCUGUGGUGACUGUUGCAGGGAAGAAAUCUGUUGAACCCGAUCUUCCUUCUUCAGCACGAUCACCUCCUUCAAAAGAACUUCCUGUACCAUCACGCCCAGCACCACCACCUCCAGUUUCAGUCCAGCCACCUCCUGUACCACCCCAUCCUCCAUUAGGAGUUCCUUUGCCUGGCAUUGUUGCAGAUGACAUAAACAACAGUACAUCCCAGUCUCCUGUAGAAUUGACAGGGGAAGGUAGUAAGACACUGAACAUGCUGAAGGAACGGCAAAGCCAGUACAAGCAAGCUGCAUUACAGGCCAAGAGGGCAGGCAACAAUACAUUAGCCAUCCAGUAUGUCCGUACAGUCAAGCAAUUUGAUCCUGUAAUAGCAGCACUGCAGGAAGGCCAGCCAGUGGAUUUGAGUGCAAUGCCACUGCCUCCACCAGACUUUGUGGUACCUGCAUCAGCAUUAAGUGGGCAGAAAGAAGAAGGUGAAAGGCAGUGUACAUCUGAGGAGGUCCCAGCACUGGUAAAUGACCAGGUGGUGCCACCCACUGAGCUAACAGAAACAGCACCAUUGGUUGAGUCAGAAGUGGAUAUUUAUUCUGCCCCACCAGCACCAACUACAGUGAUGGAAGCAUUGGAACAACGUCUCCUCAAGUAUCGCAGUGUUGAACAGGCUGCUCGUGAUGAUGGAAAUACCAGCAAAGCCCGCCGCAUGGGUCGUAUUGUGAAGCAGUAUGAGAAUGCCAUCAAGUUACAUAAUGCAGGCAGACCAAUUCCAGUGGAUGAACUACCCAACCCCCCAGGUUUUGGCCCCAUCCCAUUGGGAGGUGGUGGAACUGCACCCACAACCACUAGUCCAAGUGAAGAUCGUGCACCAUCUCCUGUCCCUACUGUACUGACUCCAGCUGCUGCUGCUGCAUCAUCUCCAAUCCUUAGACCAAAGGAAGAUCAAUCUGGCACUGCUCCUACAACAUCUGGUCCAGAGACACCACUAAAAAUAAAUGUGCGCAAAACUCCACAAUCCCGUCAAGAAAAGCAAUUGGCAUUCCUUCUGGCUCGCCAAAAGGAAUUCAAAGAAGCAGCAUUACAAGCUAAACGUAAAGGAGAAGUGAAUCAAGCUAAGGAAUAUUUAAGGCUUGCGAAAGGUUUUGAUCCACUAAUUGAGGCUUCAAAUUGCGGCUUGCCAGUAGACAUGGAUACAGUACCAAUACCUCCAGACACAAGGGUAGUCCUUGAAUCAGAUUUUGAUUUUGUUACUGUUGAUGACUGUGUCCCUGGAAGUGAUGCUGAAAUUUUCGAUAAAUUGGAAGAAGAUCUUCUGAAACAAACCAAGAUGUGUCUGACUACACGGGACCACUUCAAAGCAAUAGGAGAUGUGGCUAGUGCAAACCGUUUUGAGCAACUGGCAUUACACUCAAAGAAAGAUUUGAAUGCAGUGCGCUGUGCACACAAACGGAGUGAAUCAAUCCCCAAAUUCCAUUAUGAAACUAAAAGCUUCUCUAUUGUGCAGUGCUGUACAGAUCUGGGUGACAAUGACCUUGAAUUGACAAUUAUACAAGGAAUCAAUUACACUGUAUCUAACCCGAAGGAUGUGGACACAUAUGUGAAGUUUGAGUUCCCCUAUCCCAGUGAGGAUCCACCAAAGGACCGAACAUCCUUGGUAAAAGACACAAAUAACCCUGAAUAUAAUUCUACCUUCAAUCUGACAAUUCAUCGUAACUCACGUGCUUGCCAGCGAGUGUUCAAGAGACACGGCAUCAAGUUGGAGGUCUGGUCACGAGGGAGCUUCUUCAGAAGUGAUGUGUUGAUUGGAACAGCUGCUGUGAAGUUGCUUCCACUGGAAACCAAAUGCACUAUUCAUGACUCCUUUGAUCUCAUGGAAGGUCGCAAGCCAGUAGGUGGGAAGUUGGAAGUGAAGGUUCGCAUUCGCAAUCCAAUUCUUACAAAGCAAGUAGAGCAGGUACAAGAAAAGUGGCUUGUCAUCGAUCACUUUCAGUGAAGCAGAUUGUAACAUAUUGCAUGUAUCUGUGUAAAGUGAUAUUUAUUUGCAGUGUAUAGAAUUCUGUUCCUGUGAUGUAGUGUUAAUUAUAUUGCAUAAUAUACUAUCAAGGGUUUUUGCAGAUGACCCACAUAUAGUAGAAACAUCUUAGGGGAAAAAAAUGAAUUUUUUAACUUCAGAUGUAUACAUAAGUGGCACAAGGUGAAAUAAAAUAAUUUAUAUUGUUUAA